Anopheles coluzzii is the source of this 1024-nucleotide messenger RNA. It is a transcript of the gene Rpn12, whose product is annotated as 26S proteasome non-ATPase regulatory subunit 8. The record is from RefSeq and is a predicted model, not a curated record. The coding region runs from base 113 to 901 and encodes 262 amino acids. Lineage: Eukaryota; Metazoa; Arthropoda; Insecta; Diptera; Culicidae. Gene Ontology annotation, cellular component: nucleus; proteasome regulatory particle, lid subcomplex; proteasome regulatory particle. The transcript is spliced from 3 exons. Gene Ontology annotation, biological process: proteasome-mediated ubiquitin-dependent protein catabolic process.
UCAUUCUCGCGGACCGAGAGGAAUCCCACGAAACGCGACAAGAAGGAAAAGCGUUCACAAUUUCGUCCUGCUACUGCAACAAACGUCCCCGUCGUCGCGCAAACGAACAACAAUGGAAAGCACGGUCGCACUGUACAAGCAGCUGAAGACGGAGUGGACCAAAUCUCCGAUCAAUCUGAAACUAUGUGGCACAAUUCUGGACAAACUAAAGGUGGCUCUGGCUGGCAUGUCGUACAUUCCGACCGGAAAUGCACAGGCCAACCAGCAGGAGCUGCUGAUCGCACGCGACAUCCUCGAGAUCGGUGUGGAGUACAGCAUCGCCACCAAAAACAUCCCGGCCUUCGAGCGUUACAUCCUGCAGCUGAAAUGGUUCUACUACGACUACAACACACUGAUCGGUGAGUCCAAGAAUAAGUACCAGCUGCUGGGAUUGAACUUGCUGUUUCUGCUGUCCCAGAACCGGGUGGCCGAGUUUCACACCGAGUUGGAGCUGCUGCCCGCCGAUAUCAUCCAGACGAACGCAUUCAUCCGGCACCCGCUCGCGCUGGAGCAGUAUCUGAUGGAGGGACGGUACAACAAAAUCUUCCAGGCGAAGGGUAACGUGCCGGCGGAAAGCUACAACUUCUUCAUCGACAUCCUGCUGCAGACGGUGCGGAACGAGAUCGGUGCCUGUCUGGAAAGCUCGUACGAGCGCAUCUCGCUCCAGGAGGCGGCCAAGCGGCUGAACCUGAAGUCCAAGGAGGAGGUGAAGCAGUUCGGCGAGAAGAAGGCCUGGAAGCUGAGCCCGGACGGGUUCUACCAUUUCGUGAACGAGCUGGCCAAACCGAAGGAACCGAUACCGUCGCAGGAGCUGGCCGAGCAGGCGAUCAUGUAUGCGCGCGAGCUGGAAAUGAUCGUUUAAGGGCGCCUUUUCUGGUGGCCCGGUGUGCUAACGUACGUUCGAUAUAGAGGCAACAUACACACUCAACGCUAUUAUUUCGAUUCAGUGUCUUUUUCGAUCGGAAUAAAUACUACAACAUAUGUA